This is a messenger RNA of Paralichthys olivaceus (Japanese flounder), 2809 nucleotides long. The record is from RefSeq and is a predicted model, not a curated record. NCBI's taxonomy places the organism in Eukaryota, Metazoa, Chordata, Actinopteri, Pleuronectiformes, Paralichthyidae.
UUAGACAAUGACGUCGUGGUAAAAGUAGAGAGGAAGUUCCUGCUUGAAAUCCCCAGUGACCUCACUGGCCUGUUGGAGCCCGUGGUUGAUCCGGAGGCUCGUCUGAGGCUUCUGAUCAAUCCCGGGAAGUUGCAGCAGCUGGCGUCUCUGCCCGUCGACGCUCCGCUGUGGGUGCAGAUGGGUCAACAGGAUGAGCUCGCUGAGGCCGAUCUGAAGUACGUCGGGCCGCUGACCAGAGGGAGCAGCGCCGUUUACUUCGGCGUCCAACUCAAGGGUUCAGCCGCGGGCAAAGGAACAGGCAACGGUUCCUACAAGGGCCUCCGCCUCUUCACCUGCCCCGACGCCUGCGCCCUUUUCCUCCCUGCCAAUGACAUCAGGCUCCGCCACUGGAACAGCAGAAAUGGCUCCAAUGCACAUGAGCGAUCCCGUGAGCGAGACCAACACCGCAGCAGCAGCGGCAACAAUCACCACAGCAACGGGCACCAGAGCAGCAACAGCCACCCGACUCACCACCACCACCAGCAGCAGCAGCAGCACCAGCAUCCUCCCAGCAGCGCUCCUCAGCCGCACUCUAUCACCAUCCUCCCUCGCACAGCAGCGGAGUCUGCGCUCAUCACUGCUCAGAACCAGACGCAGGUUCGACAGUCUGCAUCUCCUCCGCCUUUCAGCGUCGGCCAGCGGGUGUGUUUCCCCCAGGAGGACACCGUCUAUGGCGGGGAGGCGCGGUACUGCGGGCUCCUGCCGGGACGAUCCUCGUCAGGGAUGUACGUCGGGGUUCUGCUGGACGCUCCUGUUGGUAACUGGGACGGUUUUUACCGGGGAGAGAAGCUCUGCCACAUUCCUUCACCGUUCUACGGACUCCUGCUGCCGGUCACCAAGGUUUCCUCAGAGCAUAAAUCCCACCGCUCCAGUCCUCACCAAAUGCCCAAAUCCAUCCUGAAGCCAGCGCCCCCUCCCAUCGCUAAACCGGGCGUCACAUCAUCGCCCACCACGGCUCACAAAGUCGCCUUGACCCCCCCCACCAAACAAGCACUGAAACCCCCCCCGCUGCCACCACCCAAACCCACCCAGAAACCCCUGCCUCCUCUCCCGCCUCCAAAACCCCUCAGUCCGACGUCGCCCCUCGUUUCAGAGCAGCCGCAAAACACCAACGGCGUCCACAGCCCCGUCUCCCCCCUGCUGUCUCCGGGUCACCUCGAGGCGUCGGGGGAGAGUGAGGAGGCGGGACUGGAGGGGGAGCUGGAGGUGGGCUCGAUGGUGGAAGUGAACGACCCUCCCAUCUUUGGAGUGAUUUGCUGGAUCGGGCGAAUCGAUGGGAUUUCAGAACCAGUCGCAGGAAUCGAGCUGGAUCAGGAGCUGUCUGCAGGGACAGACGGCAGUUACCUGGGCGAACGCCACUUCCGCUGUCCAGCGAACAAGGGGCUGUUCGUCAAGCUUCGCAACUGCAGGAGGGACUCCAGGUUCCCGGCGCCCGAGACGCCCGUCAAUCAAGUGGAGCGGUGCAACUCCAUAGCCUUUGCAGAGUGGGGCAGCGAGCGUGUGGAGGAGCACACGCCUCCCGUGGACGGAGACGAGGCCAGAGAGCUCUACCAGGGCUGGAAGAGAGGCAUCCAGGGUCACCUGAACUCCUGCUACCUGGACGCUACGCUGUUCAGCCUGUUCUCCUGCUGUAGUUCAGCAGACUGGGUUUUGUUUUGGCCGUCCGACCCUGAGACCGACCCUAACUCCGCUCAGGCUCAAGACCUGCUGCGCUGCGAGAUCGUCAACCCACUGCGAAGCUAUGGCUACGUGUGUGCCAGUAAGACCAUGGCCCUGAGGCGCCUGCUGGAAGCCGCCAGCCGAGACACCGGCUUCACCAACCAGGAGAAAGAUCCUGAGGAGUUCCUCAACAGGCUUUUCCAGCUCCUCGGAGUCGAGCCGCUCCUCAAGAUCAGGUCGAUGACUCGCCAGCCUCAGGAGUGUCACCUCUACCAGCUCUUCCCACCGACCCUGCCCAGCUCUCCCUCCUCGCCCGCACCCCACUCACCGGUCGACUCCCCCAUCCCUCUCUCCUCGCCGCCGUCCAAUCGGAUGAGAGUCGCCAGCGUCCAGGCCCUGCUGGAGUCGUCCUUCCUCCACGCCGGCCUCAAGUUUGUUGAGGCUCCCUCCUGCCUCCUGCUGCUCAUGCCGCGGUUUGGGAAGGACUUCAAAAUGUUUGACGCCAUCUUGCCCACACUCAGCCUGGACAUCACCGACCUGCUGGACGACACUCUGAGGCAGUGCAGCAUCUGUCAGGCUGUGGCUGAGUGGGAGUGUCUUCAGUGUUACGAAGACAUAGACAUCACCCCCGGUCGUCUCAAACAGUACUGCCCCACCUGCAACACACAGGUCCACAGUCACAGGAAGCGGAUGUCCCACAUCCCGGUGAAGGUCAGUGUCCCCGGAGGAGCGUGGACCGGCUCUCUUCACUGCACCCGCCAGCGUAUGUCUCUCUUUGCUGUGACGUGCAUCGAGACCAGCCACUACGUGAGCUUCAUCAAACACGGGCCCCUCCCCACCGACUGGCUGUUUUUUGACAGCAUGGCGGACAGAGAAGGUGGCGAGAACGGCUUCAACAUCCCCCGGGUGAUGGCGUGUCCCGAGGUGGGUCGAUACCUCAGCCUGUCGGAGCAGGAGCUGAGCAGAGUGGACGCAGCGUCACUACGGGAGCCGGCCCGCCGCCUGCUCUGUGACUCCUACAUGUGUCUGUACCACAGCCCCGAGCUCAGCUUGUACAAGUGACGUGGACACAGACACACAAAGAUUCACACAAGUCGCCCUCAGGUUCUUU